AAUGGAUUUUAAUAAUACUAGUUUGAAUGCUAAAAUUCCUACAUUAAGAUGUAAAUAUUAAUCAUUUUAUUCAUAUUAGAAGCUGAAAGCUCAUUUUAACGAUACAGAAAUCCAUUAAAUGAAUGUUAACAUAAAAGUGAAUCAAAUUCUUUUGAACAUAAAUAAGGUGAUAUGUAAUUUCCUAUUCAAUAAUAUACAUUCUUUUAAUCAACUCCUAUUUUUCCAAUAUUAGGUAUUGAAUAUUCAAAUUAUAAAGGUGAACCAAAAAAUGAGUUUAUUGAAACAGCAAAUCAAUUUAUUAAACAUGGCAUGUAAAAUAGCUUAGCAAGCAUGAUAUAAAAGUAGAGUAUUGUUUAAAAUGAAUUCAAAUUGAAUUAAACUACUUAUGGAUGCAAAAAAAUGUGUGAAAUUGAUUGCAUGUUAGUUGAAAGAUAUUUUAAUCAAAAAUAUUGGGUAAUUGUUAAUGUUAUACACAGAUAUUCUAAAAUUCAAAUUAGAAGUAUAAACUUGAUUAAACUAAAAUAAAUAAUACAGAUUGGUUAAAAGCCAGAAUGCAACAUAGAUAUAAAUCUCAAAUCUAUGAUGCAUUUUCUGAAAUGAUAGAUUUAAUAUUUAAAGAAGGUGAAAUCCAAAUGAAUUCUAGAACAUAGGUAAUUAAAAUACAGAAUCUCAAAGGAUUCUAGAAUUUAGAGAGACAACUCUAAAAAGCAGUUAAGGCAGAGAAGAAAUUUGAUGCUUUUCUAUUCGAAAUUUAAAAGGUUUUAGCAGAUUUUAUAUUUUCAACUAUAAAUUGA
This is a messenger RNA of Paramecium pentaurelia, 794 nucleotides long. Lineage: Eukaryota; Ciliophora; Oligohymenophorea; Peniculida; Parameciidae. The record is from the annotation of a GenBank genome assembly.